Messenger RNA from Melitaea cinxia (Glanville fritillary), 704 nucleotides. RefSeq names its product huntingtin-interacting protein K. The record is from RefSeq and is a predicted model, not a curated record. Lineage: Eukaryota; Metazoa; Arthropoda; Insecta; Lepidoptera; Nymphalidae. The transcript is spliced from 3 exons. Bases 217 to 579 code for a protein of 120 amino acids. Gene Ontology annotation, biological process: negative regulation of apoptotic process; protein stabilization.
AUGUCAAUGUCAUCGUCAAACUAGAAGCGUGAUUGUGACUGAUAGUAGCCAGAUAGUAGCAGAAUUAAAUUUUUUGACUCAGUACCUUACUUUGACUUAGUUUAUUAUUUCUAAUUUCUUAUCAUAUUUUAUUUUAAUGAAUCUGAAUUAAUAACUGUUAAUACUAUCAGAAUUUGUUGCAAAUAGUAAAAUAUAUAGGAAACUAAAUUUAUUAACAUGGCCGAUGAAGAGGUUAACGGAGACACUGAUGACAUCCAACAUGAAAAGGAUAAGACACAAAAGAAGGCUGCGAAACACGAUAGUGGUGUAGCUGACUUAGAAAAAGUUACUGAUUAUGCCGAGGAGAAAGAAAUAUCAUCACAAGAUAUAUCUGGUGCACUAUCUUUAAUUGGUGAUCGUAGAAAUAAAGAAGCAGCAGAAAGGCUCGAAAAAGAAAAAGAACUUCAAAAAGUCUCAGUCAAAAAGGAUGAUAUAGAAUUAAUAGUAAAAGAAAUGGAAAUCUCUCGAACAUUAGCUGAAAGAACUCUAAGAGAACACAGGGGUGACUUGGUGGCGGCACUUAUAACACUAACUGAUUGAUAACGACAUGUACAUACAUUUGUAAUAGAGUAUUUUUCAAUCUCUAGUGUCUUUUUAUGUUUUUAACAAACCAUAAGGCCAAAAAUUUAGGAAUAUGAAAACAAUAAAGAGGGUACAAAACCAAA